AUGCCACCAAACGCAACAGCCAGUGUCGAUGGGUCGUUUGAGCCAACUGUAUUGGCGAAUCAUUUUUGGGCAUGCGAUCGACGAGGAAUGGAUCAAUUAGUGGGUUGUAUUCGUCAAUCCUACGAUGAUCUUGAAGGCAUACAUGAACUUUACAAGGAUCGGGCUGAGUUGGAGCAAGAAUUUGGACAAAAGCUGAUGGCGUUGCAUGACAAGUUUGAAAAGACAAAGGACAAAAAGACUGGAUCCUCCUAUCGUGCCAUUACCACUGUUCACCAAGAGCUUGCCAAGUCUGCCCAGUCGCAUUUGGAUAUGUCAAGCAGGCUUCAAGAUGAGGUGGCACCCCAGCUAGGUGAUUGGAUCGCACAUCAUCGUGAAACAUUGGAUAAGCUGGUGAGCUCGUUGGAUGCAUUGUACAAGGAACGUCAAGAAAAGCUCUCGAUAAUGUUACGCGCACGUGAUUUUCCAAAAAGACGAGAUGAAUAUCAAAGUGCUCUAACGCAAGUGAACCAAUCAGUGGAUGAAUGGAAUACAACUUGGAGGAAUGCAUGUGAGGAGUUGGAACUUUUGGAGCAGGAUCGGGUUGACUUUUUUAUCAGCAAUGUAUGGGAUUAUGCCAACCUUGCGUCGGCUCGGCUACUUGUUCAAGAUGAGUGGUGUGAAAGUAUCCGCAAGCAGUUGGAGGAAUGCAAUCUGCAAGAUGACCUCGCUUUUUAUGUGGAGCAUCAUGGCACAGGAACCAAAGUACCAUCAACCUCGGACUAUGCGGAUUAUUUUGCCGAAAAGAUCGUCAACAAGCAGCUACCUCCUCGACCACGCACAAUGAGCAGCACAACUACCGCUAGCCUUAACAAACCAAUCAUGUCCGAAAGCUUCAAGACCAACAGUGUUAAUGUUAAGCGUAAACCUUUGGGCAACAAAGAUGCUACAUUGAAUGCAUUAUUGAAAAAGUUUGAACGGCCACCUAUUCCUCCUGUUGAAGGACGUCCUGAGAUAACAAGCACAAGCAAACCAACAAUGACAGCACCACCACAGCCACCUUCUUCAUCGUCCAUUAAACCUCCAAAGUCACCAAGGCCACAAGCAAAGCAAUUAAAUGAGCAAUCAACAAUGCAACAACAUCAACAACAACAGCCCUCACGCUCAUCAACCUCUUCUUGUACAACACCCUCGUCAUCUGCAUCAUCCACAACAUCAUCAUCACAGGCCCAGUUAUCGCGUUCACCUGUCAUGCCGAAAGAAGAACACUCCCAAUCACGGCAACAAACAGCAUCAACAUCUGAAUUGGGAAUUUCCAUGCAACAGGGACCAUCAUGCAUGUAUCAACAAGAACCACAGCGGUCACCUGCUCAUCAUCAUCAACAUCAUCAUUCAACCGCAACGGAUAUGCAACCACCACGUUCACCCAUCCAGGCACCAGCCCAACAACAAAGACCUACAUCGUAUCAUCAACAACAACAGGCAACGGAUAAUACAGCCUAUCAACAGCCUCCAAGAUCACCCAUUAUACCACCAUCCCAUCCACCGCAGCAGCAGCAACAACAACAACAAGGAUUACCACCCCCUUUGGAUAUGGCUGCAGUGCAACAACAACAGAAGCAAAGAAUGAUGUAUCAGCAACAACAGCAGCCUCCUCGUUCCCCUGUCAUGCCACCCCCAUCACCAGGCUACACAGCUCCCCGCUCACCUAUUAUGAUGGCGCCACGAUCACCUGUUCAACCGCCUUCCUCCUUGGACUUGUAUCAUCAACAACAACAACACCAGCAACCACCACGCUCUCCCAUUGCUCUCCAUCAACAACAACAACAACCCCAUGACAUGCUACCACCCACUCAUUCCCCCAUUCAGCCUUAUGCCGUUCCCACAAGUUUAGCACCCACCAUGGAUAAUAUCACCACUGCUGCUUAUGAUCCUCGAUGGCAACAACAACAACAACCACAAGCAUCACCUUACAUGCAACCAGCAACACCCGUAGUACAGCAACAACAUGAUCCCUAUGCAUGGACGACGGCAUCAUCAAAUUACGAGCUUCCGGAUGGUAAACGGGUUCUCUUUUGGGUACGAGCUCUUUAUGAUUACAAUGCUGCGGAUCCAACGGAGCUGUCAUUCUGCAAAAAUAACCUAUUUGCUGUUACGGGCAUGUCCAUUGAUGAAGGCUGGUGGGAGGCUGAGUUAUGGGAUGAAACGUGGCAUUGUAGUCGUGCAUCGGGUUGCAUUCCCCACAAUUUCAUGGUACGCAUUUGA
Messenger RNA from Lichtheimia ornata, 2241 nucleotides. RefSeq lists its product as uncharacterized. The coding region runs from base 1 to 2241 and encodes 746 amino acids. Gene Ontology annotation, biological process: cytoskeleton organization. Gene Ontology annotation, cellular component: cell division site; plasma membrane; cytoplasm. The transcript is spliced from 9 exons. NCBI's taxonomy places the organism in Eukaryota, Fungi, Mucoromycota, Mucoromycetes, Mucorales, Lichtheimiaceae. The record is from RefSeq and is a predicted model, not a curated record. Gene Ontology annotation, molecular function: protein binding.